AUGAUAGAGCAGCACUUACAUUCAGUGUGCUGUAUUAUGCGAUUACCCCUGCCUCCACCUCUCACCCCUCCUCCACCUCCAAUUAGUUGCCCCUGCCUCCAGCCUCAAAAGCCCCUCUCCACCUCCUCACCUCCUGCUCCAGCCUCUCCACCGCUCUCACACCUCAACACCCCUGCUCACCUCUGCACCUUCCCCACCACAACCCUUCCUCCACCAACACAACCCUCUCGCACCUCACACCGUCCUCCUCCACUCAUACCCCUCCUCCACGCUCAUAUCGUCCCCUCUCUCACGCUCACAACCCUCCUGCUCGACCUGACACCUCCUCACCUCACACCCUGCUCAAGACUCACAUUCUUUGACCCUCUGCACCUCACAAUCUACCCUCUGCUACCACCUCACACCCCUGCUCCACCUACACGGUCCCCUGCUCACAUCAUCACACCCCUCCUCCACCUCAACACGCCCUGUUCCAUUUGA
Messenger RNA from Penaeus vannamei (Pacific white shrimp), 480 nucleotides. The record is from RefSeq and is a predicted model, not a curated record. Lineage: Eukaryota; Metazoa; Arthropoda; Malacostraca; Decapoda; Penaeidae.